Messenger RNA from Spathaspora passalidarum NRRL Y-27907, 2964 nucleotides. RefSeq names its product exosome catalytic subunit (gene DIS3). Gene Ontology annotation, molecular function: endonuclease activity; 3'-5'-RNA exonuclease activity; RNA binding. The record is from RefSeq and is a predicted model, not a curated record. Gene Ontology annotation, biological process: rRNA catabolic process. The transcript has a single exon. Gene Ontology annotation, cellular component: nuclear exosome (RNase complex); cytoplasmic exosome (RNase complex). Bases 1 to 2964 code for a protein of 987 amino acids. NCBI's taxonomy places the organism in Eukaryota, Fungi, Ascomycota, Pichiomycetes, Serinales, Debaryomycetaceae.
AUGAUUACUAAUAGAAAGAGAUUGUCUAGUGGAUUGAGUGUCACAUCUAAAGUGUUUGUCCGUUCAAGAAACGGAAACGCACUUAAGAUUGUUCGUGAACACUAUUUGAGAAACGAUAUCCCUUGCUAUUCCCACGCCUGUCACAAAUGUCAAGAAAUAGUCAAGCCGGAUGCUCAGGGACAACUUCCUAAAUUCAUCUUAUCAUCUUCUCCAACCAAAACCAAAGAUGGCGUGAGUCAUUAUGUGGUGAUUGAUACCAAUAUCAUCCUUCAUGCCAUUGACUUGUUGGAAAACACACAGUGUUUCUACGAUGUCAUUGUCCCACAAACUGUGUUGGAAGAAGUUAGAAACCGGUCGUUCCCAAUAUAUCAAAGAUUAAGAAACUUGGUGAAAUCAGAAGACAAGAGGUUUGUCGUGUUCCAUAAUGAGUACAACGAGGCAACCUAUGUCAAUCGAGAAAAGGGUCAAUCCAUCAAUGAUAGAAAUGACCAUGCCAUCAGAAAAGUAGCCAGUUGGUUCAACUCACAUUUAAAUACCGAGAAUUCACCUACUCCUAUUCAUAUUAUUUUUAUUUGUAAUGACGUUGACAACUGUACCAAAGCCAAACAAGAAGGAAUCGAUGCUAGAUCCUUGGUGGAUUACAUUGAUAGUUUACCUAAUGGGGAAGAUUUGCGUGAUUUGAUUCCUAGUGAUAUUGUCCUUCCCGGGAACUUUGAAGGGGACCAAAAUGAAACUGUAUUCCCAGAAUAUUACUCAAACGCAAGAAUCAUGGCCGGUAUAAAAAAUGGUACUUUGUACCAAGGUAUGUUGAACAUUUCGUCUUAUAACUACCUUCAAGGGACAGUACUGGUACCUGCAUUCAAGAAACCUUUGUUGAUUAUUGGAUCCAAGAACCUUAACAGAGCAUUCAAUUCAGAUUCAGUGAUUGUGGAAUUGUUACCUAAGGAUAAGUGGAAGGAACCUUCUAGUACCAUUAUUGAAGAAGGCUCUAUCGGAGCCGAUGACAAUGCCGGUGAUGAUGAGGAUGAUUUAGGUGAAGAAACCGGAGGUGUUGUUCUGGACAAGGAACGAGUAUUCUUAGCACAAGAAGCCAUGAAGGCUACCUCAUCUAAAACUAACGAACUGCGUCUUCAACCUACUGCCAAGAUUGUUGGAGUUGUGAGAAGAUCAUGGAGAUACUAUGUUGGUCAAAUUGCCCCUAGUUCUGUAAGUGAAGAAACUGGACACUCAUCAAGAUCUUGCUUUGUUAUUUUAAUGGAUAAACUCUUGCCCAAGGUCCGUAUCAGAACCCGUAAGGCUAAGGAAUACUUGGGUCAACGUAUUGUUAUUGUGGUGGAUUCAUGGCCAUCAAACUCUCGCUAUCCAAAUGGUCAUUUUGUGAGAACUUUAGGUGAAAUUGAAAGUGCUGAGGCUGAAACUGAAGCAUUAUUAUUGGAACAUGAUGUUGAAUACCGUCCAUUCUCCAAGAAUGUGUUAGACUGUUUACCUAAAGAGGGAGAUAACUGGGUUGUUCCCGAUAUGACUGAUCCACAAGAUCCUCAGUUGAAAAAGAGAGUUGAUUUAAGAGAUAGAUUGGUAUGUUCCAUUGAUCCACCCGGAUGUGUUGAUAUCGAUGAUGCAUUGCAUGCUAGAGUGUUACCUAACGGGAACUAUGAAGUGGGUGUUCAUAUUGCUGAUGUAACGCAUUUUGUUAAACCAAACACUGCGUUGGAUCAAGAAGGUGCCUCGAGAGGUACUUCCGUUUAUUUAGUGGAUAAACGUAUUGAUAUGUUGCCUAUGCUUUUAGGUACUAAUUUAUGUUCCUUAAAACCAUUUGUUGAUAGAUUUGCUUUUAGUGUUAUCUGGGAGUUGGAUGAAAAUGCCAAUAUUCUCAAGGUUGAUUAUAUGAAAUCGGUGAUUAAAUCGAGACAAGCAUUUUCAUAUGAACAAGCACAGUUGAGAAUUGAUGAUCCUACACAAACCGACGAAUUGACAAAUUCCAUGAGAGUUUUAUUGAAACUCUCCAAGAAAUUAAAACAAGGAAGAAUGGAUGCCGGUGCUUUGAAUUUAGCCUCGCCGGAAGUUAAGGUUCAUAUGGAUAGUGAAACUUCUGAUCCACAAGAGGUUGAAAUCAAGAAAUUAUUAGAAACAAAUUCCUUGGUUGAAGAAUUCAUGUUGUUUGCCAACAUUUCCGUAGCCAGAAAGAUUUACGAUUCAUACCCACAAACAGCCAUGUUGAGAAGACACGCACCUCCACCCGCCACCAACUUUGAAACCUUGAAUGAUAUGUUGAAUGUACGCAAGAAUGGAAUGUCAAUUUCUUUGGAGUCUUCAAAGGCACUUGCUGAUUCUCUUGAUAGAAUCGUUGAUCCAAACGAUCCAUAUUUCAAUACAUUGAUAAGAAUUAUGUCUACUAGAUGUAUGAUGGCUGCCGAAUAUUUCCCCUCUGGUUCCUACGGAUACCCUGAGUUCAGACAUUAUGGUUUAGCCGUGGAUAUAUAUACCCAUUUCACAUCUCCUAUCCGUAGAUAUUGUGAUGUUGUUGUACAUAGACAAUUGGCUGGUGCUAUAGGAUACGAAAACCUUGAUUUAAGUCAUCGUGAUAAACAAAGAAUGGAAAUGAUUGUCAAGAAUAUCAAUAAACGUCAUAGAAACGCCCAAUUUGCUGGAAGAUCCAGUAUCGAAUACUAUGUCGGCCAAGUAAUGAGAAAUAAUGAGGCUGAGCAUGAAGGGUAUGUCAUCAAGUGUUUCAAUAAUGGUAUUGUUGUGCUAGUACCGAAAUUUGGGGUUGAAGGUUUGAUUAAGUUGGAAACCAUGGGUGACUUGGCCACUGCUAACUACAAUGAAGACAAGUAUGAAUUGACAUUUACUGAUUUGAAAGGUGCACAACGUACAGUUGCUAUGUUUGACAAGGUUACUGUUGAUGUUAAAUCAGUCAAGGAUGAAGUUAGUGGUAAGAGAAGAGCACAACUUAUGCUUAGGUAG